AUCAUUUUCCUCCCUUUUCCAAAUCUAUUAUAACACAACUGUGCAAGACUACCUUCCAUAACGUCAAUUUAGAGCGAAAAUGGCGAAGUCAUCGGCGACUAAGGAUGCUCAAGCACUUUUCCGUUCUCUCCGUUCUUCCUAUGCCGCCACUCCCACUAACCUCAAGAUCAUCGAUCUCUAUGUUAUGUUUUCUAUUUCAACAGCUUUGAUUCAGGUGGUUUACAUGGCUAUCGUCGGUUCGUUUCCUUUCAAUUCGUUUCUCUCUGGAGUGCUCUCAUGUGUUGGAACAGCAGUUCUUGCUGUUUGUCUUCGUAUUCAAGUAAACAAAGAAAACAAGGAAUUUAAGGAUUUGCCACCAGAACGUGCAUUCGCAGAUUUCGUGCUUUGCAAUUUGGUGCUCCAUUUGGUGAUUAUGAACUUCCUUGGCUGAUAGUUGGAGCCCAAAACAGUUUGAAUUGCUUUAUAUUAUUCUGGAUCUUCAUAGUUGGAGUUUUGUAGUACUUUUAGGGUUUUUCCUUUAGUCUACAUAACUAUAUUGCAUCUUUCACUAUUUCAAAUGGUAUUCUGAGUUACUUAAUGAAUUGAUAGGUCACUUGACUGCAAUUUAAUUUCAGAUUAUGAUUUUGA
Molecule: messenger RNA, 627 nt
Organism: Impatiens glandulifera
Lineage: Eukaryota; Viridiplantae; Streptophyta; Magnoliopsida; Ericales; Balsaminaceae
Product: dolichyl-diphosphooligosaccharide--protein glycosyltransferase subunit DAD1-like
Exons: 5
Coding region: 80-430 (116 amino acids)
Biological process (GO): protein N-linked glycosylation
Cellular component (GO): oligosaccharyltransferase complex; membrane
Source: RefSeq, a predicted model, not a curated record